This is a messenger RNA of Pieris brassicae (large cabbage white), 1377 nucleotides long. It is a transcript of the gene CCAP, whose product is annotated as cardioactive peptide. Lineage: Eukaryota; Metazoa; Arthropoda; Insecta; Lepidoptera; Pieridae. The record is from RefSeq and is a predicted model, not a curated record. The transcript has 5 exons. The coding region runs from base 253 to 597 and encodes 114 amino acids.
UGACCGAAAUUGGUUAUGUAAUUUGUCCACGCGCAGGUCUCUUAUGCGCGCCUAUUAAUUUUAAGUACAUUUAAAGAUUUGUAAAAACCCAAUAUGAAUUAAUAAGUGAUGUGAUAAUAGUGGUAGUAGGUCAAGAACCUAGGAAUAGAAACACAAAUGAAGUAUAAGUACAAAUAAAUGUGAAUUGUAAUAUAAAAGCCUCUGAAACAGCAAUCCGCCAUUUUGUCACUCGAUCUGUCAAAUUUUCCCGCCAUGGGUGCAUCACUGCGCGUCUCGAUUGUUUUACUUGGACUUUUGCUUAUCACCACCUGCUAUUCGGCAAGGAUUCCAAAUAAUUUCAAUCCACGUCUCACGGAUGACAUAGUAUUGCCGAAGAAGAGACCGUUCUGCAAUGCGUUCACAGGAUGCGGUCGCAAAAGGUCAAUGAACCCUCCCGGAAUGCCUCUGCAAGGAAUGAUGCGAUCCAGACAGUUUGAAGAAGACAACUUCGACACAGAUAACUCCUUAGAAGAUCUUUCCCGCCAAAUCUUAUCUGAAGCAAAACUUUGGGAAGCGAUACAAGAAGCGAGCGCGCAAAUUGCCAGACGGAACCAAUAGGAAGCGUUACUUUAAAUGUCAUAUGUCAUUGGCACAGACUAAUUCAUUUUUGUCUUUUUCUUUGGUCGAUUUUUUUCGUCAAUACCUAUAAUAAAUUAUGUUAUUUAUAUGUCAAACCUUUAAACACGACGUAAACGUUAUUAACAUUGGAAAAUCAGUCUUUGGUUAACAAUGAAAUAAUAACUAUUUUAAGUUGAUGGGUAAAUUAGGAUCACCACAAAAUAUAUACUUAUUGAUCUCCUCAUUUGGGAGUUAUGUAAGUAAACUUUCAAUCAAAUACAUGAUAAAUAUUUUUAUUCUUAUAGUCAUUACAUUUUGAAUCGUUUAUAUCGCUCGUCAUUUUAAUUUUUUCACUUAUAGAAAUUAAUUUACAGAUUAAGACAGAAUUAUUUGUAGACGUAAAAACAUGAUUAAUUAUCUUCAAUUCGAAGGUCUGUGUCAAAAAGAAAACAAAAUGGCUGAUCAUUGGUAGAUUAUAGACUAUGCGUCCGUAGCGUUUUUUGUGUAAUUUUCGCGCCAAACGGUGGCAAAGAAAAAAAAAACUUUUAUUCUUGUACUAAAUUAGGAGGUGACAUUGUAUAUAAUUAAGAAUUCUUGCAUUCCAACAUAAUUUAUUAUCUGUGAAUCACGAUGACAAAUAAUUUUGUUCGUUAUCUGUACUGAAAGCAAUUUUACGAAAAUUAGGUUGUCUUUAUUCAUAAAACUCGUACUGUUUACUCUCGUAGUUGUAAUUAAUGUUAAUAUUGUUCAAAUCGGAGAGAAAUAAAGUCUUCAUUGUAA